This is a messenger RNA of Scomber japonicus (chub mackerel), 5058 nucleotides long. It is a transcript of the gene sec22a, whose product is annotated as SEC22 homolog A, vesicle trafficking protein. The record is from RefSeq and is a predicted model, not a curated record. Gene Ontology annotation, biological process: endoplasmic reticulum to Golgi vesicle-mediated transport. The coding region runs from base 109 to 1020 and encodes 303 amino acids. Lineage: Eukaryota; Metazoa; Chordata; Actinopteri; Scombriformes; Scombridae. The transcript is spliced from 7 exons.
GCAGUUAGCAGUUAGCUGUGUGCAAAGAGACACAGCUGCACAUCACUGAUUUCUACAUGAUGCUACACUCGUUUAGCAGGGUUUCAGUGACGGUGUCAGAGCUGUAAGAUGUCGAUGGUGGUGUUUGCCUCCGUGGUCCGGGUCGGGGACGGCCUGCCUCUGUCCGCGUCCACCGACUAUGAGCAGGACAAAGAGCUACAGGAGACCAAGAAGCACCUCAAAGGUCUCUCCAAGAAGCUGAGCCAGUUCCCCGACCGCUGCACGCUCAGGACGGGACCGUAUAAUGUCAAUUUCACGAGCUCGCUGGGUGUCGGGUAUAUGAUGGUGUGCACUGCAAACUACCCCAACGUGCUGGCCUUCUGCUUCCUGGACGAGCUGCAGAAGGAGUUCAUCGUCACCUACGACACGAAGAGGAUCAGCAACGCCGUGCGGCCGUACUCCUUCAUCGAGUUUGACACUUUCAUCCAGAAGACUAAACAGCGCUACAACAGCCCUCGCUCUCUGUCCACUAAGAUCAACCUGGCUGACAUGCAGACGGAGAUCAAGCUGAGACCGCCGUACCAGCUGUCCCCCGAGGACCUGCAGACCAUCAACGGAUUCUCAGUGCACGCGCCCUCCAAGUACAAGGGCAUAGCUCCCACACAGAUGUUGGAGCCGGUGACUCUCCCAGGCAUUGUCUCCUGUGUGCUCAGUGUCCUCUGCGGAGGCCUGAACCUGCUGAGAGGAGUCCACGCUAUUGAGAGUAUACUACAGAACGACGAUGAAGACUUUAAUUAUGUGAUUGCCUUCUUCCUCGGCACAGCGGCCUGUCUGUAUCAGUGCUACCUGUUUGCCUACUUCUCCGUGUGGAGGAACAGUAAGUCCUUCCUGGCCUUUGCACUCAUCUGUCUGUCCAACAUGUAUCUUUAUGAACUGAGGAACAUGUGGCAGAUCCUCUUCCAUGUGGCGGUGGGGGCCUUCAUGACCCUGCAAAUCAAACUGAGGCAACCACUGGGCAAAGCACCAGAUUACAACGUCUGACAAAAGGCCUUAAACACAAAAGGACUUAACGGACCUCCACUCAGACGUCCCCCACACACACACGCGCGCAGCACAGAUGGCACAGAAGCCGGUCUGGGUACAACGUUCAGGAAGACAAACCAAAAACAAAAAAAUAGUGGCAGCACCACAGUUCCUGUCUGCACCAUCCAUCGUCCAGUGAUCACAGAGUGGACUUGGAGGAAACUAUGCCGCAGCACCGAGCAUAUAUGGAUCUUAUUUGAUUGAAUUUUUUUUGGAGCCAUUGUUUAACAAAUAUGUUUGCUUAUUUAAAGUUGAAGUCAGAGUCCUGCACAUGAGCAGUUCUGCAAACCUGUACCUUCCACAUAGCUGCAAAGUAAAGUGAACCAAACCUACAGUAUACUCACACACAUCAACACACACACUCUGUUAAAAGCUGUCUAAUUGCUACUGGAAUGUAUUUUUCAGUUUUUUAGAUGGAGGUGCAAAUACAACAUCUGUUUUGACCAAUACCAAAUUUUUUUUUUUUUCCCUUAAAAAAUUAAAGGUGCAGUGUGUAGAAUUUAGUGGCAUCUAGCAGAACAGACUUGCUAGAAAUAGAAUAUAAUAUUCAUAAGUUCAUUUUAAUUAUGCAUAAUCACUUGAAAAUAAGAAUCAUUGUGGGUCCACUUCCAUGAAUGACACCAUGUUGCCCUGCCAUGUUUCUACAGAAGCCCAGAAUGGACAAACUAACACUAGCUCUAGAGAGGGGCUUUCACAUUUUUCGCCACCAUAGUUUCUUGUACAUUCCUCACCGCUAGAUGCCAGUAAAUGCCUCACACUGGUCCUUUUAAAUGACACUGAUCAAGUGAAUCAAUGUUAAGUUUUGUCCUAACUCAAAGCCAUCAUAUAGAGACCCUGGUGUAGAUACAUGCAGUCUGAAAUGAGUAGGAGUGGUUUAAAUCAAGGAAAGAAUAAGUCAUCAAUACUUUAGUUGUGCUGCAGAGCAUGUUGCCAAAUGUUCAUAAUACAAACCUGACAUGAAUCAUUCUCUCUCAUCGCUCUGUUAUCUCCUUAGCUCCACCAACAACCCAUGUAGUGUUAACUAGGCUGAAUAGAUUGUAGCAGCAUUUGCUAAAGAUCAACCACAAAGGCUGCAAGACUUUAACUCUUACAUACUGUCCAUAUUAUUUUGACCCGGUCUUAAAUUCCCCUACGUAAAAAGUGUCUAUACCAAAUGUUGAACCACAGAUGUGUUUAGAAAGCAUCAAUAGUCAAUCUGACUGAUCAAUAAAUGUGUGAUUAAACCUUGAUUCAUGGUUUUACACCACUCAUUUAUGGAGAAAAAACAGCUUCUCUCACACAACAUCAUGUCCUAUUUUACCUAAGACAUGAAAAUAUAAAAAGGAAUCCUCAUAACUACUAUCUUAUUAAAACUAUUAACUAUUCAUUAAACUAACAGACAUGCCAAUAGAUAUGGGUCAAAUUUGACCCAGAACCCCAGAAAAGCCUCAAUGGACAAACAUUUCUAGCAUCUAUACAAAAGUAUGACAUUUUGGGCCACUUUAGUCAUAACAUUUCAGAGUAAAAGACAUUUGGGGAGUUUUUACUGCUGUCAUGUCAAAACGGCUCAAAUUUAAACCAAACAGUAUGUAAGGCCUGCUUUUUUCCUUCUUUUUUUCUCUCUCUCUUUUCUUUUCUCAUUACAUGCACUUUUUGCACACAUACCAACGUGUACCUGACCUGGUGCAGAACGUUGGUCUAGGUCUUGGUUUAAAACUAUGCAAAGCUGCCUCGUGUGUGUGUGUGUGUGUGUGUGUGUGUGUGUGUCCUUCAUCUCAGCGUCAGUGUAUUCUGUUAUAUCUGAUUUUGCAUUUGUCAUUUUGUACUCUGUUAAUUUAGCUAUUUAUUUACCAACUGACGCGGCCAGUGAAGACUUCUACACAUUUGUAUUAGUUUUUAUUUGUUUUACGAUUGCUCAAUGUUUUUUUAACUCUGACUGAUGUCUAGCCAUCACUAAGUCACUCAUCCUCCAGCUGACACACACAGCAUGUUAGCAUUCAUUCCCUACUUCCUCGCCUACACAGCUCCGAGCAUAUGCCAGUGUCAAGCGACUGUGUCAAUAAACAGGUCUGUGUUGGCAGCGACGAAGACGCGCGGCUGUGUUGUCGAGGCCGACGGCUGCCUGUAGCAUCCGAGCUACCCCGAGCUGCGUUUCCUCCCACCCGAGCCCCCCCCCCAUCCUCGAUUCAGACACGCUGGCGUCUGCCACAAGACAAAAAAAACUCUAUUUCACCCUCUGCCUGUGUGAUGGAUAUUAGCAGCGUUCACAUUUAACACAAUUACAAUGAGGAGAUGCCACAUUCAUCGUCGUUAGGCAGGGUGAGAUUUGUUAAGGGAAUUAUGGGAAGGUUUCCUGGCUUCUUGCACACCACACACCAACAAAUAAUAGCAAACAAAUGGAGAAGAAUAGAGAAUUAUAUCAUGUCUUUAUUCAUUGUACGCGAGUAGCUCGACAUUUGCGUUAAGAUUGUUAGAAGUUGUUUUUCUUUGAAAUAGUCAGUUUCUCUGGAUGACGAGUGUGUGUGUGUGUGUGUGUGUGUGUGUGUGUGUGUGUGUGUGUGUGUGUGUGUGUGUGUGUGUGCUCCACGUCCAUCUGGCAUCUGCACUACAGAUCUGUCAGGGGACCCUGUUAAAAAACUCGGGGCCUCUUAUGAUUCAUCAUCGCGCUGUCUGAAUGUUCUCUGCUUUGCAACAGCGGGACCACACCUACAUGACCUAAUAGCUUCUUUCUUUUUUUUUUUAAACCACGUGGAUCAGGAUUGAGCUUCACUGGCUCAGAUUGUUCAUCACAUUCUCCUUUUUUUCCACAGCUAAGUUCCAGUAACUGUGUAGAGUGGGUGUGAUGUAUGAGAAAAGGAGAAUUAAACACAAGGUUUCUAUACUGGUUUAUCUAUGUGUGGGAGAUGAAUGUGAUUAUUUCCAGCUCUUUAAAACUUUGAAGUGAACUUCUACAAACCUACUGUAUGUGUUGUGCUAAAUUUUUAAUGUUUUAUUUUAUACUAGAGUGUCAUGUGACGCCUUUUUAAAGCCCCUUCCACUCAUGAUUAGCAUAUACAUAUUAUGAACUCUGUCUAAUGUUAAAUUUAGUAAAUGAAGACCUGGGGAAAGAAGAAUGGGAUGUAAUGAAUUGGAAAAUGUGUUCCAACACUGGAUUUGAAACAUAUCAGAGAUCAGAAUUUUGUCAGUUUUUUUCUGUUGCUCGUGGAGACGCUCAUCAUGAUGUGAUCUGGUUCAGUCCACUUGAAAUAUAUCUUCUCCUGUAUUAGGCCUCACUGUCUCUGGGCUCAGCUGCAGAACAUGAAACAUUAAAAAAAAAAGAAAUUACCAUCAGUGAUAUUCAUUCUUUAACCAAAAUUGAAUGUCCUUAUCGUAGCACAGCUGGAGUUUAAUGAAGCAUUCAAUGAGCUCUGAUGAAUGUUGCUGUAAUUGUGAAAAAACUGGAAUUAUGGGGGAAAAAAAAUUACAAGAUUGAAUGUAUCUUGUAAUAAAGAGAAUAUCAGAUCCAAGUCUUUUAAUUUAAAGAAAACAUUUAUCUAACUGUGGAGUCUAGAGCUUCCAGUAAUUUAUACACAUGUGCUGAUGUUUCAGCAGCUGUAUGUAGUAAUCCUCCACACCCUAACUCUUUUUUUCCCUCUUUAGAGCAACAAGUAACAGAACGCCUCGUGAUUCAGAGGCAGCUGAAACCUUUUCAAAACAGCACUUUUACAAAGAAAAAAGUAAUUGCACAGACAUUGCUAUAAUUGAUAUGUAUGUGCACUUCCUUUUUCCACAUGUAGAUUAAUGACAGAGGGUUACAUUUGACCCUGAGCAGGAAGUGUGUGCAUUUAAAGGACAAAUACGUGCUGUAAGGUGUAAACCACAGACGACUUGAAGCAUAAUUUGUGCUCGACAUGCUUCAACUGAAUGUCAGCGGUGAUGAUGUGUUGGGGGGUUUUUUUGCAGGAAAGCUCACAUAAUCAGUUGCUCGCAGGCUGGCUGUGCAAAAAAAAAAGGUCAAAAUCAUUAAACUUGUUUUGA